GGCUGAGAAAUUUCAGAAUAAAGGCCAUCCUCGAGGAUUGCCUGCCCAGCUUUGCUUACGGCUCUAGUUCACUGUAACACCUGUUGUGCGACCUCGGGGGAGUUGUUAAAGACCUUAUAAAAACUCUAGGGGCCGGCGCCGUGGCUCACUUGGUUAAUCCUCCGCCUAUGGCGCCGGGUUCUAGUCCUGGUCACUCCUCUUCCAGGCCAGCUCUCUGCUGUGGCCUGGGAGGGCAGUGGAAGAUGGCCCAAGUGCUUGGGCCCUGCACCCCAUGGGAGACCAGGAGGAAGCACCUGGCUCCUGGCUCUGGAUCAGCGCAGCGCCGGCCGUACCGGCCAUUUAAGGGGUGAACCAAAGGAAGGAAGACCUUUCUCUCUGUCUCUCAGUGUCUAUGACUCUACCUGUCAAAUAAAUAAAAAACUAAAAAAAAAAACUAUAAAGUCACCAGUGAGAUGUUAUUAUUAUUUUAAAGAUUUAUUUAUUUAUUUGAAAGUCAGAGUUACACAGGGAAGGAGAGGCAGAGAGAAAAUUCUUUCAUCCGCUGGUUCACUCCCCAUAUGGCCACUAUGGCCGGCGCUGCGCCGAUCCGAAGCCAGGAGCUUCUUCCUGGUCUCCCAUACGGGUGCAGGGGCCGAAGAACUUGGGCCAUCUUCUACUGCUUUCCCAGGCCAUAGCAGAGAGCUGGAUUGGGAGUGGAGCAGCCGGGACUGAACCAGUGCCCAUAUGGAAUGCUGGUGCUGCAGGCGGUGGCUUUACCUGCCAUGCCACAGUGCUGGCCCCGAUCUUACUGUUAUUAAUGUACAACUUUAGAGGGCUGUUGUGAGAAUUAAGUGAGAAAGAUGUGCAAAUUAUUUAGUUUGCUACUUGAUGCAAAACAGAUGUUGAUGGGGUAGAAAUUAUACAAUUGUGUUUUUUUUUUUUUAAUAUGUGUGCCUUUUCAGGCUUUUAUUGUGCCUCAUCCCCUACCCCCAACCCACUUAUGGCAUUCUUUACAUCCUACAAUGGAUGUUAACUCCGUAUAGGGCUGUCUUUCCAUGUGGAUCACCUUACUUAGUCCCUUAAUGUAGGUCAGGGAUUGUAGUUGGCUCCACAAGGUCAUUUCGCCUAAAAUGGAUAUUGUACUUAGGAUAGACUUACACGACUUCUGAUCCCUAACCUGGCUGCUUUCAUUGUGAUGGAGCAAGAAAAAGAACUGUUGGUCUCAGAUUCUAACGGCUUCCUGAAGAGGGAGAGUUUGAAAAGCCCCUUUACAGGAGAUGAAAGUAAGGCUAAUUUGGGAACUGUUCAACAUUGUAAACGUAAGAGAGAUAAAGAGAGAGCUCCAAAAUGGCCUAGGAGACAUUGCCCACAAAAUUCCAAGCAUGAAGAUACGAAAGAAAUAGCAAUGACGUGGUCCCGAGGGGAUGAACACUGGUGCCAUGCUUUCCUGGAGAGUGACGGCAAGGCAGAGAUGUGGGAAGGUUCUGCAGGGCGAGAGGAGGAAGAACCCAGUCACCGCGCAUGGGACCCCGGAGAACACGCCGACGCCUCCGUCCAGCAAAACUCGCCUCUCAGAGACAAGCCCUACAAAUGCUCUGAAUGUUGGAAAAGCUUCCAUAAUAGUUCUCAUUUGCGUGCCCACCAGAGGACCCACUCGGGAGAAAAGCCUUAUAAGUGUUCCGAGUGUGGAAAGUGCUUCUGUAACAGCUCUCACCUGAUCCAGCAUCUAAGAACACACACGGGCGAGAAGCCCUACCGGUGCGGGGCCUGUGGGAAGAGCUUCAGCAACACCUCGCACCUUGUCAUACACGAGCGGACUCACACGGGCGAGAAGCCCUACAAGUGUCCCGAGUGUGGCAAGAGUUUCAGCAGCAGCUCUCACCUGAUCCAGCACCACCGAUCACACACAGGUGAGAAGCCCUACGAGUGCCCUGUGUGUGGCAGAGGCUUCAGCCACAGCUAUGUCCUAAUAGAGCACCAGCGGACCCACACUGGGGAAAAGCCUUUUAAGUGCCCUGACUGUGGGAAGCGUUUUAGUCAGAGUUCCAGCCUGAUCCGCCACCAGCGGACGCACACAGGCGAGAAGCCCUACAGAUGCCUCGAGUGUGGAAAAAGCUUUGGUUGCAAUUCUACGCUCAUAAAGCAUCAGCGAACUCACACCGGCGAGAAGCCCUACCAGUGUUCAGAAUGCGGGAAGAGUUUCAGUCGCAGUUCAAACCUCAUUGCGCACCGGAAGACGCACACGGGAGAGAAAGCCUGUGAAAGUUCCGAAUGCAGAGAGAGUCUGAGUGAGAGCAGCAGCAGUGUGGCAGAAGGGUGCGGGCACCAGCCAGGAGAGAAACCGUAUAAGUGCUGCGAAUGUGGCAAGAGUUUUGGCCUGAGCUCCCACCUCAUCAGACACCAGAGGACACACACAGGGGAGAAGCCGUACAGGUGUUCUGAGUGCUGGAAGACGUUCAGCCAGAGCUCCACCUUGGUGAUCCACCAGCGCACACACACAGGGGAGAAGCCGUAUAAGUGUCCCGAGUGCGGCGAGUGCUUCAGCCAGAGCUUUAACCUUAUCAGGCACCGGAGGACGCACAGGGGAGAGAAACCCUACAGAUGUGCUGACUGUGACAAGUGCUUCAGCAGAGGUGCCUACCUGAGCCAGCAUCGGAAAAUCCACCUCGGGAAGGCUUCUGCCUCGCCCGGAGCCGGGCGUCUCCCUCAGGCGUGGGCUUGGAAAAACUGCCCGGCGGGGAUGGCCCUCCUCCCCUCAUUUUCCGUCUUGAAUUCAUCUUCCUGAGUCUGCUGGUGGUGUUUUCUCAGUGCCCCUUAUUGCAAGGCGUUCUGCGAUCAUUGUACUGUAAGGUUUCUUUGGUGUUUCUGCCGAAACCUCUGGAAAAAGUCAGCCCCCCGGGUUAGAGGAUGGGAGGGCUCCGAUCAUGAGGUUGUUGGAGUCUUCCAGUGAGAGACACUGCCAAGGGCGAAGAGAAAGGGGGUGGGUUGUUUUUUUACCGUAAGAUAGGAGUAGCUUUAAGGGAGACUGGAGUGUUCCUGGAGUAAUUGAAAGGAUCUGUGAGAAUUUGGACCUGGAAUUGCUACUGAGUUAUCCUGCUUUCCCUUGUCUUUUUAAGUGGAAAUAGAUCAUUGCUGGCCGUAGGGGUUUGCCCAGAGAAAGGGUCUUUUUGAACAAAUAUGAAUUUCUGCCUGUUCUGUGUGUCAUAAGAGAAAGAUUUAACUUUUGUAAAUGUAUUUUUAUUAAAUAAAAAUUAACUUUGUAGCAGAUAGAACUGCACGGUCUAAUACUGUAGCUUCUGAUUUAAAUUUAAAAUUAAGUGAAAUCUAAAAUCCUAUUCCAUAAUCACUUUAGCCACACUUGCUAAGUUCUCAUAGCCACUUGUGACUAGUGGCUGCUGUAUUGGGUAUCUUUAUAGAAAGUUCUUUCUUUUUUUGAAAAAGAUUUUAUUUUUAUUUAUUUGAGAGGUAGAGUCACAGACAGAGGGAGAGACAGAAAGGUCUUCUCUCCACUGGUUCACUCCCCAAAUGGCAUCAACGGCUGGAGCUGCACUGAUCUGAAGCCAGGAGCCUCCUCCGGGUCUCCCACAUGGGUGCAGGGGCCCAAGCACCUGGACCAUCUUCCACUGCUUUCCCAGGCCAUAGCAGAGAGCUGGUUCAGAAGAGGAGCAGCCGGGGCCAGAACCGGCACCCAUAUGGAAUGCUGGCACGGAAGGUGGCGGCUUUACCCACCACGCCACAGUGCAGGCCCCUCUUUCUUUAUUUUUUUUUAAUUUAUUUUUUUAUUUUAUUUUUUGACAGGCAGAGUGGACAGUGAGAGACAGAGACAGAGAGAAAGGUCUUCCUUUGCCGUUGGUUCACCCUCCAAUGGCCGCCGCGGCCGGCACGCUGCGGCCGGCGCACCGUGCUGAUCCGAUGGCAGGAGCCAGGAGCCAGGUGCUUUUCCUGGUCUCCCAUGGGGUGCAGGGCCCAAGCACCUGGGCCAUCCUCCACUGCACUCCCUGGCCACAGCAGAGAGCUGGCCUGGAAGAGGGGCAACCGGGACAGAAUCCGGUGCCCCAACCGGGACUAGAACCCGGUGUGCCGGCGCCGCAAGGCGGAGGAUUAGCCUAGUGAGCCGCGGCGCCAGCCUCUUUUUUUUUUUUUUUUUUAAUAUUUUAUUUAUUUUUAUUUGAGAGGUAGAGUUACAGACAGUGAGAGGAAGAGACAGAGAGAAAGGUCUUUCUUUCGUUGGUUCACUCCCCAAAUGGCAGCAACAGCUGGAGCUGCGCCAACCCAAAGCCAAGAGCCAGGCAUCUCCUCCUGGUCUCCCAUGUGGGUGCAGAGACCCAAGAACUUGGGCCAUCCUCCACUGCUUUCCCAGGCCACAGCAGAGAGCAGGAUGGGAAGAGGAGCAGCUGGGACUAGAACUGGCACCCAUAUGGGAUGCUGGCGCCACAGGUGGAGGAUUAACCUACUGUGCCAUGGUGCUGGCCCCAGUUCUUUAUUUCAAAAUCAUCAUUUUUGACAGCCUCAAAUAUUUCUUGAAAGACUCUAGAAAUUUGUCCCAGCAUUUUUGCCAUCCAAAAGGAAUUGUAAUACAAACUAGAAAUGGGGUAGAGUUUUGAAGGCACUGGGUUGAGAGAUUGGAUACAUGUUGUACUUUAUAUGUUCAACCAACUACAUUAUCUAGUGAUGUGGUCUCAUUGCUUGGUCAAAGCCAGGAUACGAGGUAGGAUUCCUGAAUUCUGUUUUUUUUUAAAUAAUAGAAGGUUUUUUUUUUUUAAUUUAUUUAUUUUUUUGAUAGGCAGAGUGGACAGUGAGAGAGAGACGGAGAGAGAAAGGUCUUCCUUUGCCGUUGGUUCACCCUCCAAUGGCCGCCGCUGCAGCCGGCGCACCGCGCUGAUCCGAUGGCAGGAGCCAGGAUCCAGGUGCUUUUCCUGGUCUCCCAUGGGGUGCAGGGCCCAAGCACCUGGGCCAUCCUCCACUGCACUCCCUGGCCAUAGCAGAGAGCUGGCCUGGAAGAGGGGCAACCGGGACAGAAUCCGGCGCCCCGACCGGGACUAGAACCCGGUAUGCCGGCGCCGCAAGGUGGAGGAUUAGCCUAUUGAGCCACGGCGCCGGCUUGAAUUCUGUUUUUAAGUUUGACAAAGAGCCCCCCCCAACCUUCCCCCGCCGCCGCUGCCAGUUUUGACUUUACAUAAUCCUUAGUUCAGUAACUGGGUUCUCUUUUUAAUAUUUAGCCCACAAUUGUGAGCCAGCCUCCAAGGACAGUCUGCCUUUGGACACUGAUAUCCCCUAGCGUCAGUAUCUGCAGUUUUCCUUUGUCUCUCUCUCUCUCUCUUUUUUUUUUUUUUUUAACAGGCAGAGUGGACAGUGAGAGAGAGAGAUAGAGAGAAAGGUCUUCCUUUGCCGUUGGUUCACCCUCCAAUGGCCACCGCGGCCGGCUUACCGCGCUGAUCCAAUGGCAGGAGCCAGGUGCUUCUCCUGGUCUCCCAUGGGGUGCAGGGCCCAAGCACUUGGGCCAUCCUCCACUGCACUCCCGGGCCACAGGAGAGAGCUGGCCUGAAAGAGGAGCAACCGGGACAGAAUCCGGCGCCCUGACUGGGACUAGAACCCGGUGUGCAGGUGCCGCAAGGCGGAGGAUUAGCCUAGUGAGCCGCGGCGCCGGCUUCCUGUCUCUUGAUGGUCCUGCCCAAUGGAUCUGGCCAGUGGAUAACCGAGAAUCACCUUCCUGGCCCAACUGCCCCAUGAGAAUGAUGCUUUGCAAAGAAAGCACUGGAUAUAUCCUAUUCUCCCUUCCCAUUUUUUUCCGACUUGUGCAAAGGUGGGUGUGUCGGGAGCUCAGGACUCAUAAGCUACCCAGGAUUUCAUCUUAUGUAUUUAGAAUGUGGAGCCAGGUAGGGCUAACUGUGGCUGCAGCAAAGGGCUAUAGCUGGCAGAUAAUUGAAUUGCGUGGGGAUCAUUUCAUGACUGUGGUGCCCUUGAAACUGAUGAGGCAUUGUGCAUUUUUGUAUUGUAACAUGGCUAGAAACUAAAGCAAAAGCUAACAAAUAAAGGUAUUUAAGAAGUA
This is a messenger RNA of Oryctolagus cuniculus (rabbit), 6028 nucleotides long. The record is from RefSeq and is a predicted model, not a curated record. Lineage: Eukaryota; Metazoa; Chordata; Mammalia; Lagomorpha; Leporidae.